AUGAAGUUUGCACUUGGAACCACAGCCCUUCUUGCCGUUGGCGCUUCUGCCUUUGCCCCUGUCAAGGGUACCUCUGGAUCUGCUGCUCUUUUCAGCACUGCCGCGUCAGAAGAAACCUACACUUUCACCAAGAGUGAGGAAAUUUUCGCAGAGGCCAAGGAGUUGAUGCCCGGUGGUGUUUCUUCCCCCGUCAGAGCCUUCAAGUCCGUCGGUGGAAACCCCGUCGUGUUUGAUCGUGUCAAGGGUGCCUACGCUUGGGAUGUCGAUGAGAACAAGUACAUUGACUACGUCGGUACCUGGGGACCUGCCAUUUUGGGACACGCCGAUGACGAUGUUCUAGAUGCCGUCAAGGCCACCAUGGACAAGGGAACUUCCUUUGGUGCCCCAUGUCCUUUGGAAAACGAAUUGGCCAAGGCUGUCAUCGCUGCCGUUCCAUCGGUCGAGAUGGUUCGUUUCACCAACUCUGGAACUGAAGCCUGCAUGGGAAUGAUCCGUCUCGUACGUGCCUACACCAACCGCGAAAAGGUCAUCAAGUUCGAGGGAUGCUACCACGGACACGCCGAUUCCUUCUUGGUACAAGCUGGAUCCGGUGUCGCCACUUUGGGUCUUCCUGACUCUCCAGGAGUUCCCGCUUCUGCCACCAAGGCCACUUUCUGCGCCGAAUACAACAACCUCGAAUCGGUCAAGAAGAUCCUAGAGGAAAACAAGGACGAAAUCGCUGCCAUUAUCCUGGAACCCGUCGUUGGAAACUCUGGAUUCAUCAAGCCCGACCAGGAAUUCUUGCAAGGACUCCGUGAUUUGGCCACUGAAAAUGGAGCCCUUCUUGUCUUUGACGAAGUCAUGACUGGAUUCCGUGUUUCGUACGGAGGAGCCCAAGAAUACUUUGGAAUUACCCCCGAUGUCACCACCAUGGGUAAGGUUAUCGGAGGAGGACUUCCAGUCGGUGCCUACGGUGGCCGCAGGGACAUUAUGGAUUUGGUCGCCCCUGCUGGACCCAUGUACCAAGCUGGAACUCUUUCCGGAAACCCAUUGGCCAUGACUGCUGGUAUCGAAACCUUGAAGAAGUUGAGCAAGCCAGGAGUUCACAAGGAAUUGGAACGCAAGUCCUCCAAGUUGGUCGACGGAAUCGUUGCCGCCGCCAAGAAGCAUGGACAUGCCAUCUGUGGAGAUUAUGCCGGAGGUAUGUUCGGAUGGUACUUUGUUGACGGACCCGUCAAGAACUUCCAAGAAGCCAGCAAGGCCGAUGGAGAAAAGUUCGGAAAGUGGCACCGAAUGAUGUUGGAGAGAGGUGUCUACCUUGCUCCUUCCAUGUACGAAGCUGGAUUUAUGUCAAUGUCACACACUGACGAAGACAUUGAGAAGACCAUUGCCAUUGCCGAUGAAGUCCUUUCUCAACUGUAA
This is a messenger RNA of Cylindrotheca closterium, 1401 nucleotides long. Lineage: Eukaryota; Bacillariophyta; Bacillariophyceae; Bacillariales; Bacillariaceae. The record is from the annotation of a GenBank genome assembly.